GUAUACGCUCCACUCCAACUCUGUAAUAGACUAAUAUAUACUGAAUCCACCCAUAGCAGCUUGGUGCUUCCUUGUUCUACACCGGAGGGGGAGGGAUUCGUGCUUGGAGCCCGCAAAUCCACCCGUGACAGGAGUUCUCCACAAACAACACCAUGGAAUUUAUCCAAGAAGGUGAUAGAUCUAAAUGGAUGGCGCAUAGUAAUCAUAGCAUAACAUGCUUCACUAGAGGGGACAUAGACAGAAUGACCAACAACUAUCGAACUUGUCUUGGAAGAGGGGCCUUUGGAGAAGUAUAGGAAGGGGUUCUUGAGGAUGGAAGCAUGGUUGCAGUGAAAAGGUUUAUCCACAAUGUGAAAGAAAACUUCGCUAAAGAGCUGAUCGUCCAUCGUGAAAUCAACCACAAGAACGUAGUGAGGCUCAUUGGUUGCUGUGAGGAGGAAAAUGCCCUUAUGCUGGUCACUGAGUAUGUCGCUAAUGGAAAUCUAAGUGAUAUUCUUCACGAUGACAACCUUCCCAUCCCUUUGGAUGUAAGACUUACGAUCGCCAUUGAGUGUGCUGAGGCGUUGGCGUACAUGCAUUCUCACAUGUACACUCAGGUUAUCCAUGGCGACGUCAAGCCUGGUAACAUACUCUUAGAUAGCAACUUCCAUGCAAAAUUGUCAGACUUUGGAAUAUCAAGACUAGCCAACACGGAUAAGACACUGCAUACCAAGAAUGUCAUAGGAAGCAUAGGUUACAUGGACCCUCUGUUUGCUUUGGAUGGGCGUCUCACUGUGAAGUAUGAUGUUUAUAGCUUUGGAGUUGUUCUCCUCGAGCUGAUGGCCAGGAAGAAGGCAACAACUGUGGUUGACAACGUCAGCAUUGUUUAUGCAUUUACUAGUGCUCUUGCAAGGGGGUCCGGAGGUGUGAGAUGGAUGUUUGAUGCUGAAAUUAUUGCAAGCAAAGAUAAUAUGAAGGUUGUUGAAGGGGUUGCAAAGAUAGCAGGUGAAUGCCUAACGAUUGAAAGGGAGAAACGUCCCGAGAUGAUUGAUGUGGUGGAACGUCUUCGGGUGCUACGGCAGAAGGCUUCACGUCAGGAUCAGGCAUCGCAACGCUCAGGUCUGUUCUCUUGGGCUAGGAAGAACAAGGCAGCACCUCCAGCUUCAGCAAACAUCCCAGCCAACAUUUUGCCGUCAGAUUUGCGCCUCCCUCAGUUCUCGUUUGCAGAUAUAAAGGCUGCGACAAACAAGUUUGAUGAGUCACUCCGCGUUGGUUGUCGUGGAUCUGUUAGCGUGUACCGUGGCAAGAUUGCAGGAACCAAGGUGGCUAUCAAGUGUUUGCAUCUGCGGUAUUCUUCGACUAUUAAUGAGUUUCACAAUGAGAUACAGAUGAUGUCAAAACACCGCCACUGUCCUCAUCUUGUGCCACUGCUCGGUUACUGUACUGAAAAUGAUAUGCUGAUACUGGUCUACGAGUACAUGGAUCGUGGAAGUUUGUUUGAGCACCUUGGGACCGAGAAGCCACCUUUUACCUGGAAGCAGUGUAUAGAGAUCUGCAUCGCUGCAGCUCGCGGCCUUUGCUACCUUCACGAACAACGGAUCAUCCAUGGUAACGUCAACACGAAAAAAAUCCUGCUAGAUGAGAAAUGGAUCGCCAAGAUUGCGGAUCUUUCUCAUUCGAGGUAUGGGCCAUCAAGAGAAGAUACAACACGGGUCCGCGGAACUGCAGGUUACCUCGAUCAUGAGUACAUGGUGACCGGUCAGAUGACUGAGAAAUCAGACGUCUGUUCUUUUGGGGCUGUGUUGUUCAAGGUCCUAAAUGCUUGGCGUGCUCACCAACAAACAGGGUUGUCACGUCGGGCACUGCGAUUCGAGGAGGAGGGCAAUCUUGAUCAGAUCAUUGAUCAGUGCAGUUUCGACAAGAUCGCCAAGACUGCUGAGAAGUGCGUUGUUCUUCGGGGCAUUGACUGUCCGUCCAUGGCGAAUGUGGUUUCGGACCUAGAGGGUGCUCUUCCAUCAAAUUCUUUUCCAACUAGCGAGUACCCCCCGCGUUACCGCGGCAUCUAUUUCACCCAUAAUUAAGGAAAAAUGUAAUGUAAAUAUAGAAUUACGAAACCUAGUGGAUAUUAUUAGUGGAUGUUAUGGUUGAUGUACUAAAUUUUAUAUGGUCAUCAGAAGUUUAAUAUUUAGUAAUAUGAAAGCAGAAGAUACAUACUUCCAUUGUUGCUGCAUUGAUUGACAAAAACAUACGCGGCUAAUGUCAUAUGGUGAACUAAAAGCACUUGUGACCUGACUGGAUAUACCUGUUAGAUUGCCUAUAAGCAUAUUGGUAGAAUAUGUUCGAUCAACGGAGGAAUAGAUGAUCAAGUGGCUUGGAAUGGAAACAGCCAAAAGUAGGAGACCUGUACAACAUAGGGAAAUUAUUGCAAGCAUCUGCAUUGGUAAAGAAAACUAAGCCGGUAUGAUUAUCAAAUAUAUCAAAACAAACAUUCUGAGUAUGAAGUGUAUAUAAGAAGCAUGGGCAAGUAAAGAAAGUAACUGUGUAACAGUGGUACCUGGAACUAAUAAUUACUCUAGCUUAUGUCAUUGAAAAUCUCUGUACACCACAUUAUGCGUCUGGUUUUCGUACCCCUCAGAGCUGUUCUCAAUGAGCACACGUAAGCCCGUAGGCGAUGUAACACGUGAGAAAGCAACAUAAAGUUGGCCAUGAGAGAAUACGGGGCUUGGUAAAUAGACGCCAACUUUGCUAAGUGUUUGUCCUUGGCUUUUGUUUAUUGCCAUGGCAUAGGAUACACGGACUGGGAAUUGACGAUGCUUUAUCUAUUGGAAACAAAAAAUGUAAAUUGGUGUUUGUAACUCUGAAAAUAGGCACAGUUUGGUUGAGCAUGAAGCUAUUCAGGUGGCUUUAGACAUGACAAAUCUAUUGCAAGGAAAGAUUAAUGAAUCAUUGGUGGAAUAAAAAUUACAUUGUAGCAAUU
Messenger RNA from Panicum virgatum (switchgrass), 2956 nucleotides. RefSeq names its product wall-associated receptor kinase 1-like. Gene Ontology annotation, biological process: protein phosphorylation; cell surface receptor signaling pathway. The transcript is spliced from 2 exons. Gene Ontology annotation, molecular function: protein serine/threonine kinase activity; ATP binding. Gene Ontology annotation, cellular component: plasma membrane. The coding region runs from base 321 to 2060 and encodes 579 amino acids. Lineage: Eukaryota; Viridiplantae; Streptophyta; Magnoliopsida; Poales; Poaceae. The record is from RefSeq and is a predicted model, not a curated record.